AUUGUUAUUAAUAGAUUUACUGUAGUUCUGCUCAUGGGUCUUAAAAUAUCUGACAAUCUGCACAUAAUUUCACAAUGAAUUCAACAAGUAAACAUUAAACCUCUAAUAAUUUAUUUUAGUGCAACAUUUAGAGACUUUGAUGACAUGCCCAUGAUGGUUACUCUAUGUCUCUGUGUAUAUUACUCUGUAAAAAAAAGAAAGAUCACAUAUUGAUCUAUUUUAUGCCUUGUUCAGCUUUUUCAGUAGAAGUGUUGCGUGUGGGCUGGUGUGAAAACAGUGUGCAUUUUUACUAUUCUUACUAACAGUCAUUUCCUGUACAGCUCAAUGUUAUAGCGUUUCAGGAAACAGGGUGAGCUUAGUUUUGCAAAUGAUAUUACACCAUCAUGUCGGCAGAUCACAGUAAGGUAACAUCCAUGGACAUGGACACAGCUUUUCUCAAAUCCAAGAGGGGGAUCCUGAAAACAGCAGAGAUGGCGACUCUGUUUGUGGCAUUUGUGUGUUUCGCUGUAGGAUCCAGACCAAAUUACAUUGCAGCCACAGUGCUGGAGUUUCUGAUCACCACAUUGCUGCUGUUGCUGUACAUGUUCAAACUCAACAAGAGGCUGACCUUCUUCUUUUGGCCUCUCGUUGACCUUUUCAAUUCAGUCUUUGCAGCAGUCUACUUUGUUGUCUUGAGCCUGAUGGCUGUAAUCACGUACACUUUCACAGGAACACUGGUUGGAGGGAUAGUUGGUCUCAUCUCAGCUGCUCUGCUCUGUAUGGACAGCUACACACUUUUCAGGGACAUCACGUUUAACAGGCCAAGAAGUGACACCCAGAGUCAAGACAACAAAUGAAUCGAUCAAUUACAGUAAAUGAAUGCAGUAUGCUAUGUGGGUAUUAACAAAUUCAAAUCCCUCCACCACUGAUGCUUUUCCCAUGAGUUGUGACGUCGUUGAAUAACUGAACUUACUGUAAAGCUGUACUGUACAAUAUGUUUCACCACGUCAAAGGUUGUAGAAGUUUUCAACAUAUUUAAGAUUCCAGUUGUAAUUUAAAAUAGGAUGAUGCUGUGACUUAUUGGUAAAUUAUUAGUUUUCUUUUUUAAUUGACAUAAAUAAACAGCAAGGGUCAAUAAAGUUUUUU
Messenger RNA from Seriola aureovittata, 1125 nucleotides. Its product is annotated as proteolipid protein 2. Gene Ontology annotation, cellular component: membrane. The record is from RefSeq and is a predicted model, not a curated record. The transcript is spliced from 4 exons. The coding region runs from base 384 to 836 and encodes 150 amino acids. Lineage: Eukaryota; Metazoa; Chordata; Actinopteri; Carangiformes; Carangidae.